Messenger RNA from Ochotona curzoniae (black-lipped pika), 1524 nucleotides. RefSeq names its product iroquois homeobox 4 (gene IRX4). Gene Ontology annotation, molecular function: RNA polymerase II cis-regulatory region sequence-specific DNA binding; DNA-binding transcription factor activity, RNA polymerase II-specific. The transcript has 5 exons. The record is from RefSeq and is a predicted model, not a curated record. Gene Ontology annotation, cellular component: nucleus. Gene Ontology annotation, biological process: regulation of transcription by RNA polymerase II; cell development; neuron differentiation. Bases 1 to 1524 code for a protein of 507 amino acids. Lineage: Eukaryota; Metazoa; Chordata; Mammalia; Lagomorpha; Ochotonidae.
AUGUCCUACCCGCAGUUCGGAUACCCCUAUUCCUCGGCCCCCCAGUUCCUGAUGGCCACCAACUCCCUGAGCACGUGCUGCGAGUCGGGCGGCCGCACGCUGACCGAGUCCGGGCCCGCCGCCUCGGCCCAGGCGCCCGUCUACUGCCCAGUCUACGAGAGCCGGCUGUUGGCCACCGCGCGUCACGAGCUGAACUCGGCCGCGGCGCUCGGCGUCUAUGGGAGCCCCUACGGCAGUUCGCAGGGCUACGGCAACUACGUGGCCUAUGGCUCCGAGGCGUCCGCUUUCUACUCGCUGAACAGCUUCGACUCCAAGGACGGGACAGGGUCUGCGCAUGCGGGCCUCACGUCCGCCGCCGCCGCCGCCUACUACCCUUAUGAGCCGGCCCUGGGCCAGUACGCGUAUGACAGGUACGGGACCGUGGACAGCGGCACGCGGCGCAAGAACGCCACGCGGGAGACCACCAGCACGCUCAAGGCCUGGCUUCAGGAGCACCGCAAGAACCCGUACCCGACCAAGGGCGAGAAGAUCAUGCUGGCCAUCAUCACCAAGAUGACCCUCACGCAGGUCUCCACCUGGUUCGCCAACGCGCGCCGGCGCCUCAAGAAGGAGAACAAGAUGACGUGGCCGCCGCGGAACAAGUGCACCGACGAGAAGCGGCCGUUUGCUGAGGGCGAGGAGGAGGAGGGUGGCGAGGACAGCGCGCGGGACUCCCUCAAGAGCGCCAAGAGCGAAGACCCCAGCGGCAAAGAGGAGAAAGAGCUGGAACUCAGUGACCUAGAGGACUUCGACCCGCUGGAGGCCCAGACCCCGGAGUGCGAGCUGAAGGUGCCCUUCCAGCCCCUGGACAGCGGCCUGGAGCACGUCCCUGCCACGCCUGACGGCUCCAGCGCUCAUGGCAAGGAGGCCCCGGACACGCUCCAGAUGCCCCUGGUCAGCGGCGCCGCCGCCACCCUCGAUGAGGACCUGGAGAGGGCCCGGAGCUGCCUCCAGAGUGGGGUGGCGGGCCCAGAGCAGCGGCCAGGCACCGAGGGCGGCCCACAGGCCUGCGACGCCAAGCUGGGCUUCGCACAGGCUGGGGCGCCUGCAGGCCUGGAAGCGAAGCCCCGCAUUUGGUCCUUGGCCCACACGGCAACCGCCCUGAGCCAGACUGAGUUUCCAUCCUGCAUGCUCAAACGCCCAGGUCCCGCCACCCCUGUAGCCGCGCCCUCGCCUGUGGCCGUGGCACCCUCCGGUGCCCUGGACCGGCACCAGGACUCCCCCGUGACCAGUCUCAGAAACUGGGUAGAUGGCGUCUUCCACGACCCCGUCCUUAGGCACAGCACUUUGAACCAGGCCUGGGCCACCGCCAAGGGCGCCCUCCUGGACCCUGGGCCUCUGGGACGCUCGCUGGGGGCGAGUACCAACGUGCUGGCGGCACCCCUGGCGUGCGCCUUCCCACCUGCGCAUGAAGCCGCGGCCGCAGGCGCAGCCCGGGAGCUUCUCCCCACGCCCAAAGCCAGCGGAAAGUCCUUCUGCGCCUGA